UCGCGGGCUUGCUUUCCGGUAGCGUGGACGGACGCUCCGCUCGGUUUCCGACACCGUCGCGCAGGCCCCCUCCUGGGCUACGGGGGGGCGGGGGUUCAAAGGUUCGAGUCCCAACACGGGAAUGAGCUUCUUUGACCUCUUCCGGGGCUUUCUCGGCUUUUCUGGACCUCGGAGCCACAGAGAUCCCUUCUUUGGAGGGAUGACUCGAGAUGAAGAUGAGGAUGAUGAAGAAGAGGAAGAAGGAGCCGCAUGGGGCCAUGGGAGCUCCAGGUUUCCUGGUUCCCAACCCCCGGAGGAGUUUGGAUUCAGCUUCAGCUUCAGUCCGGGAGGAGGGAUGCGUUUCCAUGAUAACUUCGGCUUUGAUGACCUAGUCCGGGAUUUCAAUAGCAUCUUCAGCGAGAUGGGGGCCUGGACCUUGCCUUCUCACGCUCCCGAGCUUCCAGGUCCCGAGUCAGAGCUGGCUGAUGAGCGACCACGGCGGGGACAGACGCUUCGAGACUCAAUGCUUAAGUACCCAGAUAGCCACCAGCCCAGGAUCUUUGGUGGGGCCGUGGAGAGUGAUGCGGGAACUGAGUCUUCCAAACCAGCAGCAGACUGGGGCUCCCAGAGGCCUUUCCAUAGGUUUGAUGAUGUGUGGCCUGUGACUCCCCAUCCCCGGGCCAGAGAGGACAAUGAUCUUGAUUCCCAGGUUUCCCAGGAGGGUCUUGGCCCAGUUCUGCAGCCUCAGCCCAAAUCCUAUUUCAAGAGUAUCUCUGUGACCAAGAUCACUAAGCCAGACGGGGCCGUGGAGGAACGCCGGACUGUGGUGGACAGUGAGGGCCGCUCGGAGACCACGGUGACCCGGCAAGAGGCAGACGGCAGUCCGAGAGGCGAUCCAGAAUUACCGAGGUCUCCAUCCCUGGAUGACGCCUUUUCCAUCCUGGGUUUGUUCCUGGGACGUUGGUCCCGGUCCCGGUAGCCUUGUUACCCCCUCAGGGGUCUCCAGGUCCCCCUGCACUGCCCACCAUCAGUGAACUGGGCCACUUCUCCUGCCCACUUCAGGGGCUUGGGUGUGUGCACCAGGAAGCUGGGGCAGGUCAGUGUGUCACCCGCCCAGACUGACCAAUAAAACCUCUAUUUAUGCUAA
This is a messenger RNA of Lepus europaeus (European hare), 1126 nucleotides long. It is a transcript of the gene HAX1, whose product is annotated as HCLS1 associated protein X-1. The record is from RefSeq and is a predicted model, not a curated record. Lineage: Eukaryota; Metazoa; Chordata; Mammalia; Lagomorpha; Leporidae. The coding region runs from base 122 to 958 and encodes 278 amino acids. Gene Ontology annotation, cellular component: apical plasma membrane; clathrin-coated vesicle; actin cytoskeleton. Gene Ontology annotation, biological process: negative regulation of apoptotic process; regulation of actin filament polymerization. The transcript has 7 exons.